Molecule: messenger RNA, 249 nt
Organism: Peronospora matthiolae
Lineage: Eukaryota; Oomycota; Peronosporomycetes; Peronosporales; Peronosporaceae
Source: the annotation of a GenBank genome assembly
AUGGCGGACACUGCCUCGAAGCACCGAGCUGAGUUUGCCUUUGCUCAGCUCGAGAACGAGAGAUCUCUGACAUCUCUUCGUGACGAGCUAAGAGUAGCUCGUGGGAUUGUUGAUCGGUCUCGGGCUGAGAUAACUGCUCUUCAGACCCUUGUUGAUGCCCACCAUCGGGAGCACAAGGCUCUCUGCGAGAUGCUUGAGCGCAAGGGCGUUCUUCAUCGGAAGAAGCAGCGUACUGAUGGUACGGCUUAA